AUGCCUCCUGCACGACCAGCGAUCCUGAACGGCUUGCAGGGAGCUGCACUGCAGGUUGUAAAGGAUCACUUCGGAGCAGCGAGCGAGAGCGUCUGCGCAGCCCUCAUACGCAGAUCGCAACGGACGCUCAAGGAGCUGCAAGCUGACACAGAGCUGGGGAGCGCUGCCCUCAGGAACAACCUGCUUGUCCUAAUUCAACACAACCUGGUCUCGGUCACUGUUGACAGCACGUCGGCGGCGAGAGAGUGCCGUUACCACUUCGAGGUCGAGGAGGCCAGCCUGCGGCUCCGAUACCCCAAGUUUUGCACGCACAUCAAGUCGCAGGCAAGCAUGGAACACGCACGGGUGGCGUCCCAAGUGAUGGAGGCCAUCCUGGAGCAUGGCCGAGCUAGCAUGGCUCAGAUCAUCGAACACUGCAAGUAUGGAGACGAGGAGAUCAGUGAGGACAAGCUGGUGAAAGCUGGGAACCUGUUGAUCCAAGAGAAGUACAUCGUCCGCGCGCAAUCGAACAUGGAGAGGGCCGACACUCCGGCCGUACUGUUCUCGCCCACGCAGAAGAAGACGGGCAAGAGGAAAGCAGGCUCGGCAGGCGAGGAGCGGGAAAGCAAGCUGGUGAAACUAGACAACGGAGCCGCAGGGAUCCCGCUGAAGGAAGAUGGAGCUCUGAAGGAGUCGAUCGACAACGAAGGGUCGACGUGGAGGGUCAACACCCCAGCCUUCCUCUGGGACUUCAGGACUGCGGCAAUAGCGCAGCUGAUGGAAGAUCGUUUCGGUCCUCAGACUGCCUCGCUCAUGAGGCUCCUCCUCCGCACUAUCCGAAACCGUGCCCUGCAGCCGGCUAACCUGGCCAACGGUUUCAUCCCCUCAGCUUCUGUGGAUGCUAUGCUGGAUGCGUCUGAGGGGAGGAAUGAGGAUCUGAAUGUAGUCCGCACUUGGGAGGUGCUGAGCGAGCAGCUCUCUGCUCUCUGCCAAGAUCCUGCGUUCAAGAGUGUCACGAAGCUGAUGGGAGGAGGAUCGGAGGGCUCCACGUUCAAGCCCGACAUCUCCUUGUUGAUGAUGGAGCUGCGACAACAGAUCCUCGAGAGCAUCGUUGAGAAGAAGUUUACGGCAAGGGGGAGGAGGAUAUUCCGCCUGCUCCUGGAGAGGAAGUACCUUGAGUCGAAGACGGUGUGGGACCUGAGCAUGGUUCCGAAGAAAGAUGCGAAUGACAUCCUGUGCAAGAUGCUGAAAGCGCAGUUCGUCCGGCUGCAAGAGGUUCCACGGACAAUCGAUCACAACACACAGCGGACUUUUUUCCUUUGGUACGUGGACCUCCCGAAAGUAUGCAGCAUUGUUGAGGAUGAGAUGUACAGAACGAUCAACUUCCUGCUGCUGAAGAGAGAAGAGAAGAAGCGCGAGUGCGAGAACUUCAUUGGAGUUGGAGGGGAGGUCUCCGACCUGACAGACAAGCAAAUGAAGAAGUAUCAGGCCCUUGUACAACAGAUGGAAAGAGUGAACACAGCGAUCUUACGCCUGGAUGAAACGAUAAUGGUAAUGGUGGAUGCGAACAAGAUUGAAGCCUUGGAAGAGACCCGCGCAAGAAUGGCUGCAAUGUGA
Messenger RNA from Guillardia theta CCMP2712, 1596 nucleotides. Its product is annotated as DNA-directed RNA polymerase III subunit RPC3. The record is from RefSeq and is a predicted model, not a curated record. Gene Ontology annotation, molecular function: single-stranded DNA binding. Bases 1 to 1596 code for a protein of 531 amino acids. Gene Ontology annotation, cellular component: RNA polymerase III complex. Gene Ontology annotation, biological process: DNA-templated transcription. The transcript has 9 exons. NCBI's taxonomy places the organism in Eukaryota, Cryptophyceae, Pyrenomonadales, Geminigeraceae.